Messenger RNA from Leptinotarsa decemlineata (Colorado potato beetle), 348 nucleotides. RefSeq lists its product as uncharacterized. The record is from RefSeq and is a predicted model, not a curated record. Lineage: Eukaryota; Metazoa; Arthropoda; Insecta; Coleoptera; Chrysomelidae.
UAAAUCACAACGGUCGUUACUGAAACCACCCCUGGAUAUCGAAGAUGAUCCUCCGAGAUUGAUUCAAUUGUAUAAAAUCGAAUUGGAUGCUGUGCGCAGUUGCAUCCGCCAAAUGUAAUAAUCCACAUCCUGGAAUGCCAGGAUUUUCCACUUUUCAAUAAUCGCAACGUUUCCACCCUAGUUGUUUGUGCGUCCAGGAGAAUUGAGACUGAAAAACUCAAUAACCCCAAUCCGUGCCUUCAAUUCCAUCCACUCAAGUUAAUGUUGUACGUGACGCGAAUUCUAAGAUGAAAUCUGGUGGAAAAUGCUUUCUUGUUGGCAUUUUCGCUAUUUGUGCUUUAUGUAGAG